Enterobius vermicularis (human pinworm) is the source of this 521-nucleotide messenger RNA. NCBI's taxonomy places the organism in Eukaryota, Metazoa, Nematoda, Chromadorea, Rhabditida, Oxyuridae. The record is from the annotation of a GenBank genome assembly.
AUGUUUGGUCCAGGUAAAUGGUAUCCAUUUCGUGGCCUUAAAGAAGAUUUCAAACGUCGUUUAAAAUAUUAUGCAUCUGACUACCUAGACGGUCUUCGUGGACCGAAAACAAUACAGAAAUUAUUUAGUACAAUUGUCUUCUUGUAUUUUGCUUGUCUUCUUCCAGCAAUUGCGUUUGGGGUACUUAAUGAUGAUAACACUAAGGGAAAUAUUGAUGUUCGUAAGUUAAUAUUCGCUCAAGGUUUUGGUGGUAUAAUUUGGGCAAUAUUUGGUGGACAACCGAUGAUUAUUAUCCAUACAACAGUUCCAUUGGCUAUAUAUAUUAAAGUAAUAUAUAGAAUAUCAGUAGAUUUUGGUUACGAUUUUUUUGCUCUCUAUUGCUGUGUUGGACUUUGGUGCCAAAUUUUUCUUAUGAUUUAUGCAUCCACCGAACUUUGUAGCCUGAUGAAAUUGGCCACCAGGUUUGUCGUUCAAAUUUUCUGUUUCAUUUUUUUCCAAGUUUUUCCGCUCUACGUAUGAUA